GGAGCUUACAGCGGACCCUUGCCGAGCUGAUCCGUGCCCCCGCGCAAACACCUACACCCCGUAUCUCUGUAGCCUCCGGUCACCGGCCUAUCAACGGCCCAUUGAUUUUUUCGGCAUUUCCCUCGACCUAUCUCUUCCUGACUUUGAGUCACCUUCAUCCCAUCCUCCGCCCGGACCAAUUGGUAUUUCUACCGUGCUGAAACCCUUCUUGUUCUGACCAGAGAACUGUUCCUGUUCUCCUGUCUCCGCAAGAUGGCUUCUCUACGGCCCUUGACUUCGUCCCUCCGCUGGGUCGCCUCCGCGAGAGGCGUCGCCGCUGUGCGAUAUAGCUCCUCCUCGACCUCCGCCAUUGCCUACAAGGCCCUCCGCCGUCGCUCUGCUCCUCUCCCCGUGAGCGACAAUCCUCCUGCGUGGUCCGCCCAGGCCGCCGUCUCCAACAUUCUUUACGAGACCCCAGUCCCUUCAACCGCUCCCCCCAAGCGCCAUAUCCUUAACUGUCUGGUCCAGAACGAACCUGGUGUUCUGUCCCGCGUUUCCGGAAUUUUGGCAGCUCGCGGGUUCAACAUUGACUCUCUGGUCGUGUGUAACACUGAGGUUGACGACCUUUCCCGCAUGACCAUCGUCCUCACUGGUCAAGACGGCGUUGUUGAGCAGGCUCGCCGACAGCUUGAGGAUCUGGUUCCCGUCUGGGCCGUCCUUGACUAUACCAACGCAGCUCUUGUCCAGCGCGAGCUUCUCCUUGCCAAGAUCAACAUCCUCGGUCCCGAGUACUUCGAGGAGCUACUCCACCACCACCGCGAGAUUGCUGCUGGCGAGACUGAUGUCGACUACGCGCAUGAGGCCAUUGAACGUAGCCUCUCCGAUACCGCCAAGGACUUCCACCCUAGCAAGUUGGCCGUCAGCCAGGCACUGCGACACAAGCACGAGCAUCUUAAGUCGAUCACUUACUUUGCCCAUCAGUUUGGCGGCAAGGUCCUAGAUAUCAGUACCAACAGCUGCAUUGUUGAAGUUUCUGCUAAGCAGUCGCGCAUCGACUCGUUCCUCAAGCUUGUCGCUCCCUUUGGCAUUCUUGAGUCUGCCCGUACAGGUCUGAUGGCUCUACCCCGAUCUCCUCUGUCUGAAGGUAACCAGGAUUCCCUUGUCAUGGAGGCAGACGAGGUUGUCGAUGCCAGUCAGCUCCCUCCCGGUUAAAAUUAAAUAGACACCUCAAUUAGUGACCCGACCGAAUGGCGUUUUCAAGGAAAGGAUCUGGUUUAGUUGAUUUAAUUCCUAAGACUAUUUUUAUUGUUCGUGCGCCAAUGCGCCACCUGCUGUCAAGUGUGGCUAGUAAAUGAUAUCGUAUCCAUUCGUAUUCCAUCUUCUCACCAUGCUUUAGAACUUGCC
This is a messenger RNA of Fusarium verticillioides 7600, 1383 nucleotides long. RefSeq names its product acetolactate synthase I/III small subunit. The record is from RefSeq and is a predicted model, not a curated record. NCBI's taxonomy places the organism in Eukaryota, Fungi, Ascomycota, Sordariomycetes, Hypocreales, Nectriaceae. The transcript is spliced from 2 exons. Gene Ontology annotation, molecular function: acetolactate synthase regulator activity. Gene Ontology annotation, cellular component: mitochondrial nucleoid; acetolactate synthase complex. The coding region runs from base 253 to 1191 and encodes 312 amino acids. Gene Ontology annotation, biological process: branched-chain amino acid biosynthetic process.